CAUUUUUAGAUGUUUCAUCAGCUAUCAAAUAGUUUUUUUGUGUAUAUAUUAAGGAAACAGGAUUGAUAGUGGUUGCUGUUGUGGGUAUGUUGGCCCUCUAAUGGAAUACCUUUCAGUUACCAUUUACAAAUUGUUAAAAUUGGGAUCUUAUAAUUUGAGAGAAAAGGAAGUAGUCCAUCUUUGGCAGACCAGGACUUCUUUUUGCAUCUUUUUUUUUUUUUUUUCCUUUUUCAGUACUCUUACAGUAGUACACCAGAACUUUCCUGCUCCUGAUUUCAUGCUGUUUUGCUUCCAAAUGAAUGUUGUUUGGUUCAGUGGAAAGAGCACUGAACACAGACACAGCUAAUGGAGCUGGGUUAAAUUCUGUUUCUGCCAUUUAUUGUCUAUAUAAGCAUGGACAAGUAACUUAACCUUGAUGGGUCUCAUUCUUUCAUCUACAAAAUGAGAGACUUAGACUAGAUAAUUUCUCAGAUCCUUUGUAAUAUUAUGGGAGAUAUCAAACGAUAAACUAAUUCACAUGAUAUUAUCAUCAUGGAUGUGUUAUUUUUCCCAGAGAUGCUUGUUUUUUACUGGCAGAAAUAGGUUAAUAUCUAAAUACUAAUCUUAUUUUUACCUAGAUAGUUAAUAUCUAAUACAAAGGAAUGAAGUGAUAAUAGUGAAAUUUCAUAUAUUAUUAUGGAGGAUGUGAGAGAAGACUUUCACUUCCUUCUCCUUCCUCCCCAAGCACUCUAGCCUAUCAGAUAUAUGAUCUACUCUGCCACUAUUUGAAGCCAACCCAUGGCUAAGAGGUAAAAGGAAAAAGGAGAAAAAUUUGUGAGAAGGUAAAAUUUCUUAAUGGGGGAAAAAGAGUGACAUAAUAUGGGUGGAAAAAAAAAAACAGGUGCUUUUAAGAAAUAAACAAUAGGUGAUUGUGACUUUAGUUACUAAAGAAAUUAGGGGACGUGUUAGGGAGCAGAGGAAACUAUUUUAAUUAGGUAGAUGAGUGUUCACUACCUUUGAGCUUACCUAAUUGCAGAUUUACUACAGUCCAGAGAAGGGUAAAUGACUUUUCUGCAUUCCAGCCUACUCUAAUCUUAUCCAAGAGAAGUGGAGCUAUUUCUUAGUUUACAAUUGAGGUCACUAGCAGGAUGGUAUUUGAACAGGGGGUUGAUGGAAUGAUGUUGUGCUGCUAACAUGAGCUGUCACACUAUGAAAUCCCCAGGGUAAACAAGCACCUUAGCGAUUUUAUUGGGUUUCUGGGUUCCUGCCUGCACUGUCUCUUAAAAUGUUCCUACCCCAAAUUAACUUGUACUUAAUAAAAAUAGGGAGAAGUUAUGUUUGCUUUUACUAGUCACAUAAUUUGAAAAGCAUUUCAAUUUGAAAUUUGAAAAAAAGAUUCUCUGAAAGGGUUCCCCAAAAGUUUAAAGAUACCAGGGAAUAAGAAAUGGAUCUUAGUUAUCCAAGACAAUCAUUAUAACAUCCUCAGAGAGGAUGCUUGCUUGAGGAAAAAGUCUGAAAGUGAGCUGUCUGUUUGCACUUUCAUAUUGACUUUUCCAGUAGCUAAAGAAGCUACUAGUAUUUCUAGUAAAUCAGUAAAUCUUUUUUUUUUUUUAAAUGUGGUGAAUAACUAUAUAAACCAACUCUAAGGCUGACCCAUAGGAAGGUGAUAUUGUAUGAAAUUCAAGAUUCACACUGGAUUUACAAGUUCAAGUUCAACUGACUAUGCCUUUGACCUCUUGGGUUUUUUGUUCUGCUUUUCAGUUAGACUCUGACUUUGUUCUUUAAUCAGUAUUAUAUUAAAAAAACAAAUUUGCAAGGCAAUGUUUCCCACAUUGACAAUAAGAUAAGGGGUUUGGAUGAAGCAAGCCCUAUUGCAAAGGACAAGCAUCAUGCAGCAGGAAAUCCUGGUUAUCCCUUCCAGCCUUUGAGCAAAGCUGAGCAGGCUACCUCUCUGGCAGCUCAGCCUGUCAUGCAGAGGAAAUUCCCUUACUCAGUUACAAGUACUUCAAGCGGGACACAGGGGCCCCUCGCCAACCACAGGGUUGGGCACCAUCUGCGAGUGACCAUUUCUCCGACCUGUUUUGGAACUAUCUCUACAAAUGGCUUUUGUUUCGGAUCCCCUUGGAGCCUCAAUCCCCCGUCUGUCUCCACGAUCCAAAAUGAGAUUGUGUUUCUCCAAAUCCUACAGUUUCGACGUGGACAAUGGCACAUCUUCGGGACGGAGUCCCUUGGAUCCCAUGACAAGCCCAGGAUCAGGGCUAAUUCUCCAGGCUAAUUUUGUCCACAGUCAACGCCGGGAGUCUUUCCUGUAUCGGUCUGACAGUGACUAUGACCUUUCUCCAAAGUCCAUGUCGAGGAACUCCUCCAUUGCCAGUGAUAUACAUGGAGAUGACUUGAUUGUGACUCCAUUUGCUCAGGUCCUGGCCAGCCUGCGUACUGUACGGAAUAACUUUGCUGCUUUAACCAAUUUACAAGACCGAGCACCUAGCAAAAGAUCACCCAUGUGCAACCAACCAUCCAUCAACAAGGCAACUAUAACAGUGGGUAAAAUGGCAUCACAAGAGGAAACUGGAAGGGAUCUUGCCACCCCUCCUGACAAAAGACAUGCAACUCAUUCCUUUAAGGGAGAGGAGGCUUACCAGAAACUGGCCAGCGAGACCCUGGAGGAACUGGACUGGUGCCUGGACCAGCUAGAGACCCUGCAGACCAGGCAUUCCGUCAGUGAAAUGGCCUCAAACAAGUUUAAAAGAAUGCUCAACCGGGAACUCACCCAUCUGUCAGAAAUGAGCCGAUCUGGAAACCAAGUCUCCGAAUAUAUCUCAAACACAUUUUUAGACAAGCAACAUGAAGUAGAGAUUCCUUCUCCCACCCAGAAGGAGAAAGAGAAAAAGAAAAGGCCCAUGUCCCAGAUCAGUGGAGUCAAGAAAUUGAUGCACAGUUCCAGUUUAACAAAUUCCAGUAUUCCACGAUUUGGAGUGAAAACUGAUCAAGAAGAUGGACUUGCCAAGGAAUUAGAAGAUGUGAACAAAUGGGGUCUUCAUGUUUUCAAAAUAGCAGAAUUUUCUGGGAAUCGACCUCUGACAGUUAUCAUGCACACCAUUUUUCAGGAACGAGAUUUGUUAAAAACAUUUAAAAUUCCAGUAGACACUUUAAUUACCUACCUGAUGACUCUAGAAGACCAUUACCACGCUGAUGUGGCCUAUCAUAAUAAUAUACAUGCUGCAGAUGUAGUUCAGUCCACUCAUGUGCUGCUAUCGACGCCUGCUUUGGAGGCAGUGUUCACAGAUUUGGAGAUUCUUGCAGCAAUUUUUGCUAGUGCAAUACAUGAUGUGGAUCACCCUGGGGUGUCAAACCAGUUCCUGAUUAAUACAAAUUCUGAACUUGCCUUGAUGUACAAUGACUCAUCAGUCUUGGAGAACCAUCAUUUAGCUGUGGGCUUCAAGUUGCUGCAGGAGGAAAAUUGUGACAUUUUCCAGAAUUUGACCAAAAAGCAAAGACAAUCAUUAAGGAAGAUGGUUAUUGACAUUGUACUUGCAACAGACAUGUCUAAACACAUGAAUCUACUGGCUGACUUGAAAACUAUGGUCGAAACUAAGAAAGUUACAAGCUCUGGGGUUCUUCUUCUUGAUAAUUAUUCAGAUAGGAUUCAGGUCCUACAGAAUAUGGUGCACUGUGCAGAUCUAAGCAAUCCAACGAAGCCUCUUCAGCUCUACCGACAAUGGACAGACAGGAUAAUGGAGGAGUUUUUCCGCCAGGGAGACCGGGAACGGGAACGGGGAAUGGAAAUAAGUCCCAUGUGUGACAAGCACAAUGCCUCAGUAGAAAAGUCACAGGUGGGAUUCAUAGACUACAUUGUUCAUCCUCUUUGGGAAACGUGGGCAGACCUCGUACAUCCCGAUGCCCAGGACAUCUUGGACACGUUGGAGGACAAUCGUGAAUGGUACCAGAGCACAAUUCCUCAGAGUCCUUCUCCUGCCCCUGAUGACCAGGAGGAAGGCAGGCAAGGACAGACUGAGAAAUUUCAGUUUGAACUGACUUUGGAGGAGGAUGGCGAGUCAGACACCGAAAAGGACAGUGGCAGUCCGGUGGAGGAAGACACCAGCUGCAGUGACUCCAAAACUCUUUGUACCCAAGACUCAGAGUCCACUGAAAUCCCUCUUGAUGAGCAGGUGGAGGAGGAGGCAGUGGGGGAAGAGGAGGAGGAGGCAGGUCCGGCAGAAUCUUGUGCAAUAGAACACGAGCACUCCCCUGAUACGUAACAAACAGUGUGAAUGAAGACUUUUCACUUUCUCUUUUUUUUUAAACAGAAAAAAAAAAAGUAGAAAAUGGUUUCCAAAGUGCAUGUCACAUGCCACAACCAUAGUCACACCUGUCAUCUGCCAGGACACGUCUGUUGAACAAAACUGACCCUGAUUACUCAGCUUGGCACUCAGGAAUAUCGUAACCAGGAUUUUCACCUCCACAGCUUCAGAACAGGGGGAUGUACUCAUGAAAGCAUUUUCACAAGAUCUCAGCUUGGUAGGGCUGACUCAGCAGCCAGGCUGCUCCACCAUGUUUUCAUGGGAGUAUAUAGCUUGUCAGCCAAAGGCUGAUUUGGUUUGGGGUUCGUUUUGUUUUUGUUUAUUUUCUUUUGUUUUAUUAUUAUUAUUAUUUUUGGAAAUAAGAUGGUAUUACAUGACAUGAAGUUUUGUGAAGUUUUUAGAAUACAACCAGAGCAAACUGAGGUUCUAAUGGAGGAAACAAGGUGUGAUGAGACACAGCACGAGUCUGUUACCAGGAGGAAGAUGAGCCGCAGAAAUUGCAAAAUUUUCUAAUUUCAAGUCUUCCUGUUAUAUAUGACUGAACAGUGUGGCUCAAAGGGCUACACUGACCUCUACAUUUUGUAUGAUAUGUAAAACAAGAUCUUUUGUAGAGCUUACUUUUAUUAAUAUUAAAUGUAUUGAGGUAUCACCUAUUUAAAAAUAAUAUGUUCAGAACUUCAUCUGCCACUGGCUAUUUUUUCCCCUAAAGAGUAACUUGCAAGUUUUCAGUACAGAUCUGUGCUACACUGGAUAAAUAAUUAUAAUUUAAGAUUUUUUUUUUUUGCACCUUAGAGUUCAUAGCAAUUAACUGAUCUGUAGCAAUUCAUUGUUUUAUAUACCAAUGACUUCCAUAAAAACAAAAAUCUUGAGUUGAAGUAGACCCUUUUGAUAGAAUCCAGUUUACUUUGGUUUUCCUUUAAUAUUUCCCCCCCAAAUGAUCAGAAUCCUAUCUUUCCUGAGCACUAUCCUUCAUAGCAUAGAGCAAACAAACCUUGGUUCUAUAGCCCAGCAGUGGGCUAAUUUUUCCAAAAGUAGAAUUUACAGAAGCAUUAGUUGGUUGGUUGUGGAGCAAAGUUGGUAGAGAUAAACCUUCUCAGUUGUGUAUUAAACAAGACAUAGAACCUUUCCAAAAAUGCACAAGAACUAAGAUUUAAAAUGGAUGAUGCUUCAUGUUCAUAUUCUGUUACAACCAGCUACCUGUCCUGAGAGGGAGGCUUUGCUGUAGUCUCAGGCUCCUUCAAAACUUCUUAGAACCUUUGUCCAAGUAGAAAAGGUCUGUUUGAUCAGGGCAUUGGAAUCAUCAUGCUUUAGAAAGAAAUUUUGUUAUAUAGAAUGGCCCAGUUUUGUAUACUGUUUGGAACUCAAAGGGAAAUUUCCAGAGAAAGAGUCUAGGGAAUGAGGCAAUCAUUUGGAAUUUUAGAAGUAUUCAUAUGCUGGCUGAUUUGGUUUCUGUGACUUAUGCUGGAAGAUUUAAAGCCACAUCAAUUUGAAUUGAAAGCUAAGAAAAACUUGUAAUUACAUUUACUACCUGCCAGAUUUCUUAAGUCCAUGCUAAAUCUAGAAAAGGGCUUCUAUCUGGCAACAAAUGCUAAAGGGAGAAGAAAUCUACUAAUUCUUAGUUAUGCCAAUCCUGAGGGAAGGGAAUUGGUGAUGAUUGGGGUUGAAGGUGAUCAAUUUAUCAGCAAUAACCUUGGGAAGGUAGAGAAAGACCCCUUGGGUCUCAUAAAGAACAUUAAAGUCCUACCUUAGAAAACUGGAAAAGGAUAGGUAUCUCUGCUUGGUUCAGCCCUUGGAAAUUUCAUUGAGAUUUGAGAUAUUGAUAGGUUGAAGUACAAAGUGAUAACUGAAUAACCCUGGAAUGAUUUGACUUUUUUUUAAACUGUAAACUUCCUUUCAAGUUCUGUUUUUAAAGAGCAUCUAAAAAUAGAAGAGAAAGGGGAGAACAAAGGUUCUCGGUGAUAGGAUUAAAAAAAAUAAAACAAAAUCCAAUAGAACAAGGACCACUAUGAGAAGUGAGUAGAUCACAAACUUGGAGAAUAAUUCCAACAGCUUGUAUUAGCUGAGACUGGGGCAGUUUCUCUCUGGCUUCCAUCCAGAGAGCCAUCCUGAUGUUUACAUAGCACCUUUCUGGUAGAGAGAGUUCCCUGCAGUUGGUCUAAUAGCCAGUUAAGUGAUUAUCAACCCCUUUCUCUAUGUAUCCCUUACCCCACAACAAUAAGCAAAAUAAAGAUCUCCAAUCUUGCUCUCUUUGAGCAGUGAUUCCACCUACAGCAUUUUGUUCUUGCUUUCUGUUUGGGCUUCAGAGAUUGAAAAAGGUCUUUUCUAUUUACUGAAGGAAGGACAGACAGACAGAGCUUCCUCAUGAUUCUGUCUGUGGUUUCUUCUCUUUCCAGCAUGUCCCUUUCAUCCCCAUAAUCCAUAGGGCUUUUUCCCCACAGAGUGCCUGUAAUUUUAAAGAAGCAAUAUAAGUACCUAAACAGGUACAGACCUGAAACAAUUGUAUAGCUGCACUAAAGGAAAAAAAGUACUUUUAAAAAUGCCCCCAUGCUGUGAAAGAUAACCACAGAUGGACAAUCAUUCCUUUGAAAGGGCCUAACAGCGUAGAGCUAGGAUCUAAUGCAUCGUACAAUCCUCUUUAUAUCCCCCCUUCUUGCCAAAGUGUGCUCCAAUAGCACAUGGCUACUUUAGAAGGAAAAAAAAAAUAAUUCCUUCUAUGAGUGGCUUUUUUUUUAAUGCAUAAGAAAGGGGAACAUUUGGGUACUGUAUGGGGAAGGAAAGAAUCCAAGUUUGCCUAAAACAAGUACAUUUUAGCUUGCAAGUUACUUAACACAGUAAUACUGUUUUUAUUUUCAUUGUUUUCCUGAUGUUAUUGUUAAAAUUCAUGAUGAGAUAGUAUAGUUAGAACAAAUGGCAAAGAGAAAAAAAAAAAACUUGAAUGAAAUGGAUUUUACAGAAAGCUUUAUGGUAAUUUUUGAAUGCAUUAUUUAUUUUUUUGUGCCAUAUUUUUUUUCUCACCAAAUGACCUUACCUGUAAUACAGUCUUGUUUGUCUGUUUACAACCAUGUAUUUAUUGUAAUGUACAUACUGUAAUGUUGAUUGUAAAUUAUCAGUUCUUAUUAAAACAUCCCCCAUGACUGGGUGGUGUUGGUAUAUUUGGAAACUCUUGGUGAGAGAAUGAAUGGUGUGUAUACAUACUUACUGUACAUGUUUUUUCCUUCUGUAACAUAGUCUGUGUCACCUUAGAGCUUGUUUAUGGAAGAUUCAAGGAAAACUAUAAAAUACAUAAAAGAAGUUAUAUAAAUAAAUUAAAAAAACAAAAAAACAAAAACAAACAGCUGCAGGUCUUUGGUCCCAGGGCUGUGCCUUAACUUUAAAUAAUAUUAUCUUCUGUUUUGCUGCAUUUGAAAGUAAGGUAACAGUGGGGCUAGGGCUGGGCAUUCCAACCAGGUUACUUUUAACUGAUUAGAUCAUGAGCAAUAGUCAGUUUUUACAAAAUCACAACCAACCUUGAAAAGUUCAACCCCCUUUUGAACUAUUAGCUUCUAUUUGCAAUAAACAGCAUUGUAGACAUGAUUCUACAACAACUGAUCAGGAACAAUUUUAAUCAGUCCUUUUAAAUCAUUCCCUUAUUUUAAAACACUACAAGAUGAACACACUAGAAAGCUAACAAUAACAAACUUUCUUGAUUUCAAGAGCACAUAGGAAAAUGAAUAUGAAGUGAAAUGAGAAUCACAAAUUAUAUCUACAUAUAGCUAUUUUUUUUUAUCUUCCAAGAGCUGUUAUUCUUUAACCAUUAUUUCCUCAUAUAGUAAAGAUUAUUAUCAUUAUUUAGAGCCCAGGAAUUUUCUCUAGUAAAUAGCAGCUAAACCUGCCCUUUUAUGUAUGUGAAUCUGUCUGCUCACAGAGGUUACAUAGAAUAGAAAUGCACAAAGUAAAAAGGACUCAUCUUUAAAACAUGUUUCAAUAUAGCUGGUAUUUAGAAAUUUUGGAAUUUAACCAUUUCUGGUGGCCAACUCCUGAGUGCUGCAUGAAUUUCCCAGUGUUAGAUGUGGGUAGAUCUUCUUCCUACCACUGAUGCCCAGCCCUUGAAACAUGUGACUGUUCAGUGAAAGGAGAGAUUCUUUUUCAAGGAAAAACAGAGCCUCCUUUUUUUUUGACACAAACUGUAGAUUUUAGCAGCCCUGGCCCAAAGGAAUUUGACUACUUUUGUUUUAAACAGUAUAAAAAGGGACACUAUAAUUACAAAGAAACAAACCAACAAAGUCCUGGACAGUUUUCAUUGUUUUUUAAUUUGGUUUUUCCUUUGGGUAUUGUCUUCAGAGUGGCAACUUGUAUGUGACCAUUACAAAUGAUUCUCCUGUUUCUUAGCCUCUCUUACAGCCCAUGGGAUAGUACUGUACAUCAAAUACCUUCAUAUGAAAUUUUUAUAUGCAAUGAAAAUAAAAGCAUGGGUUGAUUCUGCCUA
Messenger RNA from Sarcophilus harrisii (Tasmanian devil), 8745 nucleotides. RefSeq names its product phosphodiesterase 4D (gene PDE4D). Gene Ontology annotation, cellular component: perinuclear region of cytoplasm; cytosol; nucleus. The transcript has 16 exons. Bases 2079 to 4238 code for a protein of 719 amino acids. Gene Ontology annotation, biological process: regulation of cardiac muscle cell contraction; signal transduction; cAMP catabolic process. The record is from RefSeq and is a predicted model, not a curated record. Gene Ontology annotation, molecular function: 3',5'-cyclic-AMP phosphodiesterase activity; ATPase binding; transmembrane transporter binding. NCBI's taxonomy places the organism in Eukaryota, Metazoa, Chordata, Mammalia, Dasyuromorphia, Dasyuridae.